Messenger RNA from Spodoptera littoralis (African cotton leafworm), 1701 nucleotides. The record is from the annotation of a GenBank genome assembly. NCBI's taxonomy places the organism in Eukaryota, Metazoa, Arthropoda, Insecta, Lepidoptera, Noctuidae.
AUGACAUCGGUAGUCGACGUCGCGGUUGACCAGAAUGCCAAUACCACAAGGAUGAUAUUCUACCCGCUGCUGCUAUUAGCGUCAGCGAUAUGGAUGUUCCACCGAUGGCAGCAUCAGUCCAGGAUGUCCAAGAUGGGAAACCUGCUCCCAGGACCCACAGCUCUCCCGUUAUUUGGAAACGCACUUAUUGCUCUGUUCAAGAAGCCUGAGCAAUUCAUUAAACUUGGCUUCGAAUACGGUGACAAAUAUGGCUACGUUGUCCGUGGCUGGGUGGGAUCAAAACUUCUGAUCUUUCUCGCUAAUCCAGAAGAUGUGGAAGUUAUCUUGAACAGCCAAGUGCAUAUUGAUAAGGCUUCGGAGUAUAGAUACUUUGAGCCUUGGCUUGGGGAAGGUCUCCUCAUCAGCUCAGGAGCUAAAUGGCGCUCACACAGAAAAAUGAUCGCUCCUACAUUCCAUAUAAAUAUCCUGAAAUCUUUCGUCGAUGUUUUCAACCAGAACAGUAAGAGUGUGGUUGAGAAGAUGAAAUCUGAAAUCGGGAAGACUUUUGAUGUUCAUGACCACAUGAGUGGCGUUACAGUCGAUAUCUUAUUGGAAACUGCUAUGGGCAUCACAAAGAAGACUCAGGAUCAAUCUAGCUUCGAUUACGCGAUGGCCGUGAUGAAAAUGUGCGAUAUUAUCCACCAGAGGCAUUACAAAUUCUGGCUGCGACUGGACAGUAUUUUCAAAUUCCAUCCACUUUACAAAACACAACAGAAACUUUUGGACAUUAUACACGGACUUACUAAUAAGGUCAUUAAACUAAAAAAGAAAAUCUACCAGGAAAACAAAGCUAAGGGUAUAAUUCCUCCCAGUCUCCAAGAGUUGACUGAUGGCAAGGCUCUCGAUAACGAUACAGUUUUGGCGAACAAUGCUAAAACUUUAUCAGACACAGUUUUCAAAGGUUACCGUGACGAUCUCGAUUUCAACGAUGAAAAUGACGUCGGUGAGAAAAAACGCCUGGCCUUUUUGGAUCUGAUGAUUGAAUCAGCUCAAAACGGCACCAACCAGAUCAGUGACCACGAGAUUAAAGAAGAAGUGGACACUAUUAUGUUUGAGGGUCACGACACUACUGCAGCUGGCUCAAGCUUCGUGUUAUGCCUAUUAGGUCUCCACCAGGAUGUUCAAGCGAAAGUUUAUGAUGAACUGUACCAGAUCUUCGGUGACUCAGACAGGCCUGCCACCUUCAACGACACUCUACAAAUGAAGUAUCUGGAGCGAGUUAUCCUUGAAACUCUUCGGAUGUACCCUCCUGUACCCAUCAUUGCUAGAGAGUUGAAGAGAGACGCUAAAAUCGUAACUAACAACUACGUGUUGCCGGCGGGAGCUACCAUUGUCAUAGCAACAUACGGCAUCCACCGCCACCCUCAACACUACAAGGACCCUGAUACCUUCAACCCUGACAACUUCCUACCAGAGAACAUGGCCAACAGGCACUACUACAGCUACAUACCCUUCAGCGCUGGACCCAGGAGUUGUGUCGGACGCAAGUAUGCUCUGUUGAAGCUAAAGAUUCUUCUAUCAACCAUCUUGAGAAACUACAAAACAAUUUCUGAUGUCCCUGAGGAAGAGUUCCAGCUGAAGGGAGACAUCAUUCUGAAGAGAUCAGAUGGAUUCAGGAUUAGAAUCGAACCAAGAGUGAGGGUACCAUCCAACGCAGCCUAA